Molecule: messenger RNA, 4661 nt
Organism: Lates calcarifer (barramundi perch)
Lineage: Eukaryota; Metazoa; Chordata; Actinopteri; Centropomidae
Gene: cpne4a
Product: copine IVa
Exons: 16
Coding region: 232-1893 (553 amino acids)
Biological process (GO): cellular response to calcium ion
Cellular component (GO): plasma membrane
Molecular function (GO): calcium-dependent phospholipid binding
Source: RefSeq, a predicted model, not a curated record
CUUCCCCCGCUAUAAAGGCGCGCGAGGCGGCUGGAGGCUGUAAAGGCUCUCCGACAGCCAGAGGAGGAGGAGGAGGAGGAGGAGGAUGAAGCUGUGUGUCCGUCAGCGCGGAGCUGAUCUCAGUUCAGUCCGUCUGAGCUGAAACUGGAAACUUUCUGAUGCUUUUCUCAGUCCGGAGCUUCUUCUUCUCCUUCAUGCACCUGUGACAAGACUUCCUGUCCCGCCUCCAUCAUGAGCGACAUCUACGAGUCAGCGGCCAACUCCCUGGGUCUGUUCAGCAGCCCCUGCCUGACCAAAGUGGAGCUGCGACUCACCUGUAAAGGGAUCUCAGACCGAGACGCUCUGUCUAAACCCGACCCCUGCAUCGUCCUCAACAUGCAGUCCCAUGGACAGUGGAUGGAGGUGGACCGGACCGAGGUGAUCCGCAGCUGUGUGAACCCCACCUACUCCAAGGUGUUCACCCUGGACUUUUAUUUUGAAGAGGUGCAGCGUCUGCGCUUCGAGCUGUACGACAUCAACAGCAGCCACAACGGCCUGAAGGAGGCCGACUUCCUGGGCUCAGUGGAGUGCACGCUGGGACAGAUCAUCUCUCAGAGGAAACUGUCCAAAGCUCUGGUCAGACCUGGAGGCACCGUGGGAAAAGUCAUCAUCACGAUCACAGCUGAGGAGCUGACGGGGAACGACGACUACAUCGAGCUCUCCUUCAGCGCCAGGAAACUGGACGAUAAGGACUUCUUCAGUAAAUCAGACCCGUUCCUGGAGAUCUACAGGCUGAACGACGACGCCACGCUGCAGCUCGUCUACAGAACAGAGACUGUCAUGAACAAUCUGAACCCAGUGUGGAAAACCUUCAAAGUCUCUCUCAACUCGCUCUGCAGCGGAGACCACGAACGCAAGCUGCAGUGCACCGUCUGGGACUGGGACUCAAACGGGAAACAUGACUACAUCGGUGAGUUCGAGGCCACGUUCAAAGAGAUGAGAGGAGCCAUCGAUGGACGACAGGUGCAGUGGCCGUGCAUUAAUCCCAAAUACAAAGUCAAGAAGAAGAAUUACAAGAACUCUGGGAUCGUCAUUCUGAACCAGUGCAAGAUCAUUAAGAUGCACUCCUUCCUGGAUUACAUCAUGGGAGGCUGUCAGAUCCAGUUUACAGUAGCCAUCGACUUCACGGCCUCUAACGGAGAUCCUCGUAACAGCUGCUCUCUGCACUACAUCCACCCGUACCAACCCAACGAAUACCUGAAGGCUCUGGUGGCUGUGGGAGAGAUCUGCCAGGACUACGACAGUGACAAAAUGUUCCCGGCGUUUGGCUUCGGCGCUCGGAUCCCUCCUGACUACAAGGUCUCCCACGACUUUGCGGUGAAUUUUAACGAGGACAACCCGGAGUGUGCAGGGAUCCAGGGUGUGGUGGAGGCCUACCAGGCCUGCCUCCCCAAGCUGCAGCUCUACGGUCCAACCAACAUUGCCCCCAUCAUCCAGAAGGUCGCCAACUCAGCCUCACAGGAGGUCCACACCAAAGAGGCCAUGCAAUACUUCAUCCUGCUGAUCCUGACGGACGGUGUCAUCACCGACAUGGCCGACACGAGGGAGGCCAUCGUCCAGGCCUCCCACCUCCCUAUGUCCGUCAUUAUCGUCGGAGUCGGGAAUGCCGACUUCAGUGACAUGCAGAUGCUGGAUGGCGAUGAUGGGAUCUUGCGAUCGCCUAAAGGAGAGCCCGUCCUCCGGGACAUCGUCCAGUUUGUCCCCUUCCGCAACUUCAAACAUGCAUCUCCAGCUGCUCUGGCUAAGAGCGUGCUCGCAGAAGUGCCCAACCAGGUGGUUGACUACUACAACAGCAAGGGCAUCAAGCCCAAAGUGCCCAGCGAGUACCAGUCUUCCAGGCCGUUCGGUCCGUGAGGAUCGCCACCGCCACGGCUGCCCCCUGGACAGCACAACCUCUUCUGGACUGAGGAAAAUGUUUACUGUAUUUUGUUCUUUGUUAAUGUAGAUGUUAAAGGUGCUACACACAGCAUUUUACCAUGAGGAAGUGGCUCUUUUUAGACUUUAAUGUGAUCACCACAGACACACAGGGCUCUGAGAAGCAGACUCAGGAGAGGAGGUUUUGCUGAAUUGCUUCAAGGCACAAAACGGGCAGAAGGUGUUUCCUCACCGGUUUCAUCUUUCUGAAAAGAGUGGAGAAGCUGGUGAGGCUGCUGGGUACAGAAGUGCUAAUUAGAACAUUCUCAAGGGAGAAACAGGGAGUGCUGAUGCUGCCAUGUAGGCUUACAUAGAAACCAACAGCAGACAGUGGGUGGAUGCACAUGCAUAUAUAGGCAACAACUCACUCCUCACCCACAUCAGAGCCAAGACAUAAUCUUUAUCAGACCGAAGUGCCGCAGGUUCGUCAGACAUAAGGCAAACAUGGCUGGACCUUUGAGUUUAUAUCGUGUGGGACUUGCUUCAUCACCAGAAAACCAGGGUUUACACUUAUUACUAGCCUUAUAGCUUGUUUUGUAAGAAAGCUUGUCAGCUAUGUAGCAUUACCUUUGAUAUACUUUUAAGAACUGCAGCUAAUGUUUGGAUUUCUCUUUCUUUUUAGUUAGUAAAGGCUCAGUCGCAGCAGCUUUUAGUUGCAUUUCAGAGUAAAUCUAUCAGUUUUCACAUUAGAGAAAAAUUGUGGAUUCUGAAUCAGAAUAGACAAAUCUAUCAUUAACUGUGUCACAUCAUCCACUUUUAUAUAACACUCCUCUGACAGGGUAUAAACUUCCAGAAUCAAUGGUACAAUCUCUUAAACUGUGAUAACUUCUUGUCAAGUUAGUAAUGAAGUUAAAUAGUUAGCUAACUGUUAGCAAGUUAGCUACUGUGGUGAUGCACAUUUGUGAUACUGCUGCAAGUUUCCAGCACUCCCUAUCUCAUAUCGACACACAAAUGAAUUUUACCAUAUACCAUUUUGAGUUGUCGUAAACGUGUAUCUUUUGCUAAUUGCAAUCCCACAUGACAUGAACUCAACACAGGAAGCAGAGAGGUUUAUGGGAAAUGAGGAAGUAUGCAACUUAAGGUACUCAGUGGUGUGAGGAAAGAAUUCAUUUCAUCACAAGUUAAGUCUUGUGUAAAAAUGCUAACUGUAGCACCUUUAGCAUCCGUUGUGCAUGCAGUGCCGGCAGAGGCUGAGCAGAUUGUAACGUUCAGGAGUGUUUUUACGGGACAUGAAAAGCACACAAACACACAACACUGACCAAUCCAAACGCUGCUUCCCUGCAGACAGCAUGACAGGCAGGGAAACAGUCGAUGAAGGAAUGUAUGAACCCCCUUCACCUCCCCUCUGGUUUGUUUUUAUAAGAGUUUAUCGAGAUUUUGCUAAAUUUCGUAAGGUUCGUACGUUGUAAAGCAUUUUGGAUCUCUGCUAGAUGAACAAGCGAGCUGCCUUCACAGACGUCUGCAUCCUCUACUGUUUUUUUCUAAAAGGCGAGGCAGAUGCAUGAACUGUUGUUUUGCAUGCAAAUCUCCAUGCGGGACUCCUCAGUCCUUGUGGUUUCUGUUUCCUGGUCGUGAAUAAUAUGAGUAAUAAUGACGUUUACAGUGUACCCGAUGAUGGGGCUGUUCUACUCUCAAGCAUGUUCAGAUGUAAACGAAAAUGUGUGAGUAGAUUUAAAAGCACAACCUAAGUAUCUUUGGAGAGAUUUCUAGAUUAUGGUGAUAAAUUUUGGUCAUUUUGUGCCACAACACCUGCCUGUCUACUUGUCUUUGAAAAAUGUAUUCACUUGAUUUGGUUUUGGUGUUUUUUCUUCCAUUUUUAAUCAUUGAAACAGUCACGUUUGGAAUCUGACAAUUUUGAGGGCACAACCACACUGUUCAGAUUCAGAUCCAGGUCUUGAUAAAUCUAGAAGUGAGUCAUAGGCAACCAGACAACCUGAGACUUCCCACCAGUAUGACAGGAAAAGAAACCUUUUGGAUGAUAGGCAUGAUGUCCAGAUGUGAUUAACAUAUGGAAACAAACGCUGGGUCUGCUGUGGGUCUUCUUCAGGGAGGACUGUUGGGAAAAACCUUCACAGUGAGGCUUCUAGAAGGCAUCUUUAUCUAAUCCCUUAAACCCCUUAACUGUAGCCUCUAUGAGGGAACAGGAGUGGAGAUCCUCCUCCAUAUCAAAUCUCUGGAUAUUAUUUCUGGGGUCAUUUGGAUGUUCCCAGAAAACCAAGGAGGUGAUGAGGUCUGAACCACCUCCACUGGCUCCUUUCAACAUGAAGGAGCAGCUGCUCCAACCUCCAUCUGGAUGUCUGAGCUCUUCAGUCUGAGCCCAGGCACUCUGCACAGGAAACUCAUUUUAGCCAAUUGAAACCUUGACCUCAUUCUUUUGAUCAUUUCCCAAUGAUCACAGCUAAGGGAUGGAAUUAGACUGGAAGAAUCAAGUAGAGCUUCAGCUCUCUCUUCACCACAACAUGUUGCCAAGAUGUGGCAGCACCAGGCUAUGCAAAGUAGUCCAGAUGGUUUUCUCCCCAAACACAUCAUCCAAGUCUUUGCAGCAUCCUGAGAUGUUCCCUGGCCAGAUGAGAUAUAUAAACCCUCCAGUGUGUUCUGAGUCAGCCCUGCAGUCUCCUCCCAGUUGGAAAACCUUCACAAAACUACAGCAUGGUUAAGACUAGGGACGAGUUAGCCAGCUAAAACAUUUCCAUUACACAGUUAAGGUA